Molecule: messenger RNA, 1549 nt
Organism: Medicago truncatula (barrel medic)
Lineage: Eukaryota; Viridiplantae; Streptophyta; Magnoliopsida; Fabales; Fabaceae
Product: cold-responsive protein kinase 1
Exons: 7
Coding region: 247-1419 (390 amino acids)
Biological process (GO): protein phosphorylation
Molecular function (GO): ATP binding; protein kinase activity
Source: RefSeq, a predicted model, not a curated record
ACUAACCAAACUACACAUCAAAAAGUCCUCUCUUGACUUUCUUACAUUUAUUUGCCGUCUCUCUCUCUCUCUCAAUUAUCUUCUUCACCUUCUUCGUUUUUUCUUCUUACCAUUCUCAAAAACCUCAUUUCUUCCGAUUCAGUUUAUCCUCCUCUUUCUAAACUUCUAAGCCAGGUGACGUUGGAACUGGUUAGGUUUGAAGAUAUUGAUUCCAUUCAGCAUUCGAAGCCGCAUUUGAAAUACCUCAUGACUUGCUUUCCUUUCUUAUUUGGAAAGAAAGUGUCUUCUGAUGUAAGACGAGAUCCUGAAAUCGAUCAAGGACUUUCCGGCAUUCGAAUUAAAGUUUAUACCUACAAAGAACUAAAAAUUGCCUCUGACAAUUUCAGCCCGGCUAAUAAAAUCGGGGAGGGUGGUUUUGGUUCUGUUUAUAAGGGAGUGCUAAAAGGUGGGAAGUUAGCCGCCAUAAAAGUCCUUUCGACUGAAUCAAAACAGGGGGUGAAGGAAUUCUUGACUGAGAUUAAUGUGAUUUCGGAAAUAAAGCAUGAAAAUUUGGUUAUACUCUAUGGUUGCUGUGUCGAAGGAGAUCACAGAAUAUUAGUCUACAAUUACCUCGAGAACAAUAGCCUUUCACAAACCCUUCUAGCUGGAGGUCACAGUAAUAUCUACUUCGAUUGGCAAACACGACGUAGGAUAUGCCUUGGAGUUGCACGUGGACUUGCCUUUCUCCAUGAGGAAGUACUGCCACAUAUUGUUCACAGGGAUAUAAAAGCAAGCAAUAUUCUCCUCGACAAAGAUCUUACACCUAAGAUUUCAGAUUUCGGUCUUGCAAAGCUGAUUCCAUCAUACAUGACUCAUGUCAGCACACGUGUAGCAGGAACGAUAGGUUAUUUGGCACCGGAGUAUGCAAUAAGGGGGCAGUUGACACGUAAAGCAGAUAUUUACAGUUUUGGAGUACUCCUUGUUGAGAUAGUCAGUGGGAGGUCUAACACAAAUACAAGAUUACCAAUUGCAGAUCAAUAUAUUCUAGAAACGACAUGGCAACUUUAUGAGCGAAAGGAAUUGGCACAAUUGGUAGACAUAUCACUAAAUGGCGAAUUCGAUGCUGAGGAGGCUUGUAAAAUUCUGAAGAUUGCCCUUCUUUGUACUCAGGAUACACCUAAGCUCCGGCCAACCAUGUCUUCUGUGGUCAAAAUGCUCACCGGAGAAAUGGAUAUCAAUGAAACCAAGAUAACAAAACCAGGCUUGAUUUCAGAUGUCAUGGACCUUAAAAUUAGAGAACCUAAAAAAAAUAUAAAUAUGGGGACAGCUCCAUCUUCAUACAAUGCUUCCUCUAGCUCAGAUAGCCAGGGUACUACUACCAUUUCAUUGGCUGCUUCAAGUUCUGCAACAACUUCAAGUUUUACUGUAAAAUAUGAUUAAAGCAAGUAAACAUAACUAGUCAUCAAUGAUUUUUCCAAUUGAUAUAAGAUAACUUUUUAUUUCUUUCUUAUGAGGUGUGUUAUCUCAUGUAAAUUUGUUGACGAUUCCAUAAUUUCAUUUGUUAAAAUUA